AUGGGUAGGCGAAAAAAUAAACCACGUCGAUCGGGUGGGAUAAUAGUAGAAACAAAUGCUACUACGGAAACAGAAUUGGAUAAAGAUAAUAUUGUAGAAGCGGGAGAAGAAGAAAAAAAUAAUUUUGGUGAUUUUGAUAAACCUUAUUUUGUUGAAGUUGACCGCUCUGGUUGGUUGUCAGAUGAACACCUUGAUAUUUCUGAAGUUGUUCUUAGUGAUUUAAAUUUAAGAGAAGGUUUUAAUGAUUUUGAAUUGUCUGAAGAUUUUUCUCAGGAUCCCCAAUUCUCGUUAAGAUUUCGGUUAUGUAAUGUCGGUAAUGUUCUUGGUCGAAUCAAACUUGGCCAUUGGCCUGUAUUUCCUUACACCGAUAUUCAUUUAGAGUUUGUUAAAAGAGCUACAACUGACAAUAAUGAAACAUGCACAGUGAUGUUAUCGGGUAUUUUUGAUGGACCUGAUGAAGGUGUUUCUGGUCUUGUUCAUUUGACGAGUUUGAAAUUUGUUACAUUGAGGGUGGUUCCUGGGAUUAGUUUUUCUGAGGAGAUACCUUCCCUCAGGGUGAGGGUUGAGGUAUUAAAGAGUGCCUUCGAUGCAUGUGAGUCGCUUCUUGAGAGUUCUAGACAGCAAUGGAAAAAGAGUAUGAUGAAUUUCAUGUCUUGGUUACGACCAGAAAUGAUGACUUCAGAGGUUAAGUAUGGGUUAAGUAGCUAUAUGGAAAUGGAAGUUGAUUCGCAGGAAGACAUGGCAGACAAUGGUGGCUAUGCAGGGAAUGGCUCGAGGUUCGAUCCUGCUGGUUUCUAUGAAGCCAUUAAACCUUCAAAAGCAGAGCCAAUGCUUGAAGAUGACAUACCUGAGUUACUUCCUGAACUUCGGCCAUAUCAAAGGCGUGCAGCUUUUUGGAUGGUAAAACGAGAAAAAGCAAUGGAAGAAAGUCAGAUUGAAAGAGAAAGAAACCAGUUUCAUUCUCCAUUGUGUGUGGCGGUUGAUUUUCUGGACACAAGCUCUAAAAUGUUUUUCAAUCCGUUCAGUGGAAAUAUUUCCUUGUGCCCAGAGACUUCUUCGCCUUAUGUAUUCGGAGGCAUUCUUGCUGAUGAGAUGGGAUUAGGAAAAACUGUAGAAUUGCUUGCCUGCAUCUUUGCUCACCGGAGAUCGGCAAAUGGAUGCGACACACUAAUUGACUCAGUUCCCCAAGUUAAUGACAAUGUAAAAGCCGCUUUAAAAAGACUUAAAAGAGAGCGGGUGGAGUGCAUAUGUGGAGCUGUCAGCGAAAGUCUUCAAUAUGAAGGACUAUGGGUUCAAUGUGACGUUUGUGAUGCUUGGCAACAUGCAGAUUGUGUUGGUUAUUCGCCUAAAGGAAAGCCACUGAAAUCAAAACAAGGAUUGGAAAACAAAACACAUAAAACUACUAUAGCUUUGAGGAAUGGGGAAUAUGUAUGUCAGAUGUGCUCUGAACUAAUGCAAGCUACUGAAUCUCCUAUCGCCUCUGGUGCUACACUCAUUGUUUGCCCAGCUCCUAUUUUGCCCCAGUGGCAUGAUGAAAUUAUUCGUCAUACACGUCCAGGAGCCCUGAAAACUUGUAUUUAUGAAGGUGUGCGUCAAACAUCUUUCUCCAAUUCAACUUCAAUGGAUAUCGGUGAUCUUGCCAGUGCGGACAUUGUAAUCACUACAUAUGAUGUGCUUAAAGAGGAUUUGUCCCAUGAUUCUGAUAGACAUAUAGGUGAUCGGCACCUUUUGAGGUUUCAGAAAAGGUACCCAGUUAUCCCAACUCUUCUUACCAGAAUAUAUUGGUGGAGGAUUUGUUUGGAUGAGGCUCAAAUGGUGGAGAGUACUGUUGCUACCGCUGCAACUGAAAUGGCUCUUAGACUCCAUUCCAAGCAUUGUUGGUGCAUUACAGGAACCCCAAUUCAGCGAAAGCUUGAUGACUUAUAUGGACUUUUAAGGUUCAGUAAAACUAGUCCUUUCAAUAUAUACAGAUGGUGGAGUGAUGUUAUUCGAGAUCCGUAUGAGAAGGGAGAUAUGGGAGCUAUGGAAUUUACGCACAGAAUUUUCAAACAAAUCAUGUGGCGUUCUUGUAAACAACAUGUUGCAGAUGAAUUGGAACUUCCUUCCCAAGAGGAGUGCCUCUCUUGGCUUACACUAUCACCAGUAGAAGAGCACUUUUACCAGAGGCAACAUGAAGCUUGUGUUAGAGAUUCCCAUGAGUUUAUAGAAAGUUUGAGAAAUGAUAUUCUUAAUAGAAAAGUCCCAGAUUCGGUUGCUUUGAAUGGUUUGUCUAAUCCUUUAAUGACUCAAACAGAGGCAGGGAAGCUAUUGAAUGCUUUGCUGAAGCUUCGUCAGGCUUGUUGUCAUCCCCAGGUUGGAAGUUCUGGGUUGCGAUCCAUGCACCAGUCUCCUAUGACAAUGGAGGAAGUACUAAUGGUCCUUAUAAGCAAGACCAAGGUAGAAGGUGAGGAAGCUCUCAGGAGGUUAGUUAUGGCUCUGAAUGCACUUGCAGCAAUCAUUACAAUACAAAAAGAUUUUUCUCAAGCUGCUUUACUGUACAACGAGGCUCUUACUUUAGCUGAAGAGCAUUCCGAAGAUUUCCGCCUUGAUCCUUUGUUAAAUAUCCACAUUCAUCAUAAUCUUGCUAAUAUAUUCCCGUUGGCUGAGAAUUUUGCUUUGAUCUUACCAUCCAAACGAAAGCAAGUAUCUGGAACUUCUGCAAUUAAUACAACCAAAAAGAAUUCUAUUGCAAAGGUUGAUCAUGAUCAUGUGAAGAGGCACAAAAUGAGUAACUGCGAUAACAUAAUUUCUGCAGAACCAUCAAAUGUUGCAUCUAGCCUUUCAGAAAGUGACUUAAAUGAUAGAGAAUUUGAUGACGUGUCUGCAAGUUCCGUCAAAUACUUGAUAGCAGAGUGCGAAGAUUUAAAACUAAAAUAUUUAUCUGUGUUCAGUUCAAAGCUAACUGUAGCUCAACAGGAGUUUCAAAGUUCUUACAUGCAGGUUUGUAACUUAUAUCGUGACACCAGAAAAAAUCAAAAUACACUUUGGUGGUUAGAAGCACUUCAUAAUGCUGAGCAGAACAAAGAUUUCUCAACCGAGUUGCUUAGAAAGAUUGAAGAAGCCAUCUCAGGAAAUUCAAACAAUUCAAAAUCGCCACGAGUAGCUACUCGUUUUCGGAGCAUAAGCUCUCUGAAGUAUCAAAUUCAAACCAGUUUGGAUCAGUUAGAAGCCUCUAGGAAAGUGUUAUUAGACCGUCUGUUAGAAGUUGAUCAGACAAUGGAAAAUCCAAAUGAUGAAGAUAUUGAGCGUGUUGGUAAAUGUCGAAAUUGUCAACCUAAUUGUGAUGGCCCCCCAUGCGUUCUGUGUGAACUAGAUGAAUUGUUUCAGAACCAUGAAGCUAGACUCUUUGUUCUCAAGAAUGACCGUGGAGGGUUAAUUUCAACUGCUGAGGAGGCAGUAGAUUUUAAAAAGAAAAUUUUUGCACGUAAUCAAUUCCUCGCAAACCUAUCAAAGUCUAAUCACAGUUCAUCAGUUUCUGAUAUUGAUUAUGAUGAGUCUGAAAAAAGGAAUGUUGGACAAAGAGUUAUGACAUUGAGAUCGGCAUCUAUGGUGGAGGUUCUUCUUGGAGUUAUAAAGAACUAUUGCAAGACUCGGUUUGGAAAGGACAGUGUAGCAGCAGCCACCAAGCAUUUACAUCUUUUGGAGGGAAUGCGAAAGGAGUUUGCUUAUGCAAGGUCUUUGGCAUCAGCUCAAGGUCAAUAUCUGCGAGCACAUGAUGAAAUAAAGAUGGCGGUUUCUCGUUUACACCUAAGGGCAAAUGAAGAUGAUAAAUCUCUUGAUUCUCUAGGUGAAAAUGAAUUAUAUGUGGCUAGCUCAAACUUUUCCCAGGAGAAGUUUGUGUCAUUGGCUUUAUUGUCACAGAUUAAAGGAAAGCUACGCUACUUAAAGGGUUUGGUUCAAUCUAAGCAAAAACUGCCAUUGGAAAGUCCAGAUAACUCUUCAUGCUCUCAAGACACAAAUGCUAUGUUAAAUUCUACAGAAGAGAAGGGUGAACUCAUAUCUAAGACUUAUGAGGAAACAUGCCCAAUUUGCCAAGAAAAGCUAGGCCAUCAGAGAAUGGUGUUUCAAUGUGGGCAUGUUACUUGCUGUAAAUGUUUAUUUGCUAUGACUGAGAAAAGGCUUCAACAUAGCAAGACUCAUAAUUGGGUGAUGUGCCCUACAUGUCGACAGCAUACCGAUUUUGGAAACAUUGCCUAUGCUGUUGAUGCACAGAAGGAAUCUCCCAAUUCAUCAAUGCUGCAUACAACUGACAGCUGUGAAAAAAAUGAAGCAUUCAUUACUGUUAAAGGCUCAUAUGGAACCAAGAUUGAAGCAGUCACAAGAAGAAUCUUGUGGAUAAAGGCUACAAAUCAUAAAUCAAAAGUUCUUGUAUUUUCAAGUUGGAAAGAUGUACUUGAUGUACUGGAACAUGCCUUUGCCACCAAUAACAUCACCUUCAUCCGGAUGAAUGGAGGCAGGAAAGCUCACACUGCCAUCAGUCAAUUUAGAGGAAAACAGAAUGACUCAAAAGGAUGUGAGGGGUCAGAACCAAAAUCUAUUCAGGUGUUGUUGCUUUUAAUCCAACAUGGAGCCAAUGGUCUCAAUCUUUUGGAAGCUCAACAUGUGGUCCUUGUAGAGCCAUUACUCAAUCCAGCUGCUGAAGCACAAGCAAUCAGUCGUGUACAUCGUAUUGGCCAAAAACAUAAGACCCUCAUUCAUCGCUUCUUAGUAAAAGACACAGUCGAAGAGAGCAUAUAUAAAUUGAACAGAAGCAGAAGCAAUCAUUCAUUCAUCAGUGGCAACACAAAAAAUCAAGAUGAACCUGUUUUGACCCUUAAGGAUGUGGAAUCCUUGCUGGUAAGAGCACCUUUAACGGCGCAGGAAACCGAUGAAAAUCCUAAUACAAAUACAAACCUGAGAGACUUUCCUCCAUCAAUUGCGGCAGCUAUAGCUGCUGAGAGAAGACUUAAUGAGCAAAGAACAUGA
Lathyrus sativus (Indian pea) is the source of this 5004-nucleotide messenger RNA. Lineage: Eukaryota; Viridiplantae; Streptophyta; Magnoliopsida; Fabales; Fabaceae. The record is from the annotation of a GenBank genome assembly.